AUGUCGGCCGUGACGCUGGACUCGAACGUUUGGUACGCCAUCUCAGAGGGGCGUGUCGCGAACGUCUCAACACCACUCAACAACAACCUGCAAGAUACCAACAAUGGUCUCAGGGUCUUCGGCAAGACAGAUGCGGUGUGGCAAUUUCAGCCAGUGCCAAAUCACACCGGCCGGUAUCUCAUGAGACUGAGCUCGGCCGGCGUGAGCCAACAGCUUUCCGUGUGCUGGAGCUCGGCGGAGGUGCAUCCUAGUGGCACAAGAGGGUGCUUGAGAAAAACGGAGUCGGAUGAGACUCAGCAAUGGGACGUUACUGAAUGGGCAAGCGAACCGGGCACAUACAAGUUCACCAAUGUUGCAAAUGGCACAGGCUAUGUGCUCGAUGUUCACCCAGGAUCCAAUCUCUUCAUGUCGAGCGAAAUUGAGGGCUCCGAUAAUGUGUCGGCUCGUCAACCUGCUCAGCACUGGAUUAUGACAAGUUCAAAAGCUGUCAACGAUGGUGCCUACUCCACCAUCUAUUCAGCAGGCACUACGCCCGUUAGCACUGGUUCAGCAACAGCCACAGCAACCGGAACAGGAUCGGGCGCCGUCACCCCUACAGCUACCAGCGGAUCCGCCACCGCAAGCUCCACCGCGGGAGCAGGGUCGUCCUCAGGAGGUCUGUCGUCGGGCGCUGCCGCCGGCAUCGGUGUGGGUGUUUCUCUCGGGGCUAUCGCGCUCCUAGGUGCUGGCUUCUUCUUCUGGUGGCGUCGCAGAAAGGCCAAGAAGGAGGCAGUCGUUGAGCCGAGCGAACAUCACCACGAGCUUGGCCACGAUGGCAGCACGGUCGGUGGAAAAUACAGCCCCGGUACCAUCAACGCCUCGACACUUUCUUCGCCUUCGCCAGCAAACGAUUACUACGGCGGACAAGAGUCGAAGGUUCUUGGUCAUACACAGCCGCACUCAUACGCCGCCGAAGCCAACGCAAAUCCAAUCUACGAAGCUCCCACCGAGGCCCGGUACGAAUUAGACUCGGGACACCACACAUCACCCACUGGCCCAGCUCAACUCCCUGACGACCAUGGAAGAAGAUAA
Molecule: messenger RNA, 1071 nt
Organism: Colletotrichum abscissum
Lineage: Eukaryota; Fungi; Ascomycota; Sordariomycetes; Glomerellales; Glomerellaceae
Product: transmembrane alpha-helix domain-containing protein
Exons: 2
Coding region: 1-1071 (356 amino acids)
Source: RefSeq, a predicted model, not a curated record